This is a messenger RNA of Tripterygium wilfordii, 1417 nucleotides long. Its product is annotated as annexin D5-like. The record is from RefSeq and is a predicted model, not a curated record. The transcript has 9 exons. Lineage: Eukaryota; Viridiplantae; Streptophyta; Magnoliopsida; Celastrales; Celastraceae. Gene Ontology annotation, molecular function: calcium-dependent phospholipid binding; calcium ion binding. Bases 1 to 1236 code for a protein of 411 amino acids. Gene Ontology annotation, cellular component: cytoplasm.
AUGCGACUCUCUUUGGUAGAAGAACUUAGAAUAAGCUUGCUUGCACUUGGAGAGAUUGAGAAUAGAAAAUCGGUUCAAGAGAAUAGCAUAAGUUCUUCAAAUCUUCCACUUACUGAAUAUGUUGCAUAUAUAGCUUCCUUGAUUUCAGAUUUUAAGUAUGGAAAGUGGAACUUUCACUUAAUCACAAAAUAUUCUCCACGUCAAGUACGCAUAAGGAUGGAUAUUGAAUUUUCUUCAUAUGCUUGUGGAUUGCCAAGGGUACUUAGGAAUUUCUUAGCAAGCCCUAGGUCUUCCAAGACCAUUCUUGGACUGUCGGAUAGCUCACAUAUUCAUUGGAUUUCUCCCCGAGAAGAUGCCAUGCAACUACACCGUGCUUUCAAAGGAAUGGGCUGCGAUACUUCUACAGUCAUCAAUAUUCUUGCUCACCGGGAUGCAGAGCAGCGUGGAUUGAUCCAACAGGAAUUUGAGACCAGGUUUGGAGAUGAACUUGUCAAACAUUUGCACUCAGAGCUUCAUGGCCAUGUAAAGAAAGCAGUUUUGCUAUGGAUGCAUGAACCCGUAGCACGAGACGCUACCAUAUUGAGGAAUGCUUUCAAGGGAACUAUUACUAAUCACGAAGCUGCCAUUGAAGUGAUAUGCUCUCGUUCUAGCGCUCAUUUACGUCAGAUUAAACAAAUAUAUUACUCAAUGUUUGAUACUCGCCUUCAACAAGAUAUUGAAUCGGAAGCAUUUGGCAACUACAAGAAGUUGCUGCUUGCAUAUGUAAGUACAACACGAUAUGAGGGCCCAGAAAUUGAUAAACUGAUGGUAGAAAAUGAUGUUAAAGCUCUUCAUCGAGCAGAGGAUAACUGUUUCAUUCAAAUUUUCUGUGAAAGAAGCCGGGCACAUUUGGUGGCUGUCGAAUCUGCUUUCCAUGCUACAUAUGGAAAACCAUUAAGAAAGGUACUAAAAAGGGAAACCUCUGGGAUCUUUAAGCAUGCCCUUAUGACAAUUUUACAAUGUGCUGAAGAUCCUGCCAAGUACUUUGCGAAGGUGUUACACAAGGCAAUGAAGGGCUUGGGAACAGAUGACACUACGCUAAUUAGAGUUGUUGUUACAAGGGCCGAGUUUGAUAUGCGACAAGUGAAGCUGGAAUACAGGAAGAUUUACAAGAAAACAUUAUAUGAUGCAGUUCAUUCAGAGACAUCAGGCAAUUACAGGAGUUUUCUUCUUUCUCUGAUAGGCUCCAAUGUUUAGGACAAUCAUCAAAGGAACCAUCAAGGCAGCGAUUUUCAAAUAAGCUUUAUGAAUAUGAGAACAGACAGAGAUCCGGGCAGACAAACUUGUAUUCGUAUAUUGAUUUUAAUUUAGCUUAUAUGUAUAGGUUUUGUCAUUGAUACAGUGACAAAUGUAUUUUUAAUGUAUGCUAUUUACCUCA